Parastagonospora nodorum SN15 is the source of this 1185-nucleotide messenger RNA. RefSeq lists its product as hypothetical. Bases 1 to 1185 code for a protein of 394 amino acids. The transcript is spliced from 2 exons. Gene Ontology annotation, molecular function: zinc ion binding; ubiquitin protein ligase activity; ubiquitin conjugating enzyme binding. Gene Ontology annotation, biological process: ubiquitin-dependent protein catabolic process; protein polyubiquitination; positive regulation of proteasomal ubiquitin-dependent protein catabolic process. The record is from RefSeq and is a predicted model, not a curated record. Lineage: Eukaryota; Fungi; Ascomycota; Dothideomycetes; Pleosporales; Phaeosphaeriaceae. Gene Ontology annotation, cellular component: cytoplasm; ubiquitin ligase complex.
AUGAACGACGAGCUACCCGUACACAAGACCGUCAAGCUCGCAUGUGGACACCGCAUGUGCCAUUCGUGCCUCAAGCGCCAAUUCACACUCUCCGUACAAGAUCCAGCCCAUAUGCCGCCGCGAUGCUGCACAACAGAGCAUAUUCCGCUCAAAUAUGCCGACCGCCUUUUUGACGACAAAUUCAAGAUCCUGUGGAACAAGAAGUACCAAGAAUACACCACCGCAAAUCGACUCUACUGCCCAACCAAAGGAUGCGGACAAUGGAUCAAGCCAUCGCGAAUUCGCAUGGAUCGAACUUACGGAAGGAGAUAUGCUCGCUGUGGCAGUUGCUCAACAAAGGUGUGCGUCCUAUGUAAUGAAAAGUUCCAUUCCAAGCGCGAAUGUCCCAAGGACGACGAGACGAACCGUCUGGUGCAAAUGGCCAAGGAGCAAGGCUGGCAGAGGUGCUACAGCUGCAAGGCUGUGGUUGAGCUCAAGGAGGGCUGCAACCACAUGACAUGUCGAUGCACCGCCCAAUUUUGCAUGGUUUGUGCAGCACCCUGGAAGACCUGCAACUGCCCGUGGUUCAACUACCAGCAUAUCGAAGACCACGACCGCCUCAAUGACAUGCGCGUCCCCUACGCUCAGAACCAGCACGACGUGGUCGAAGUUAUCGAACUUCCAGACCAACCGUCACCACCACCAGUACGCCGCUCAAGCACGAGGACUCGUCAACGCAGCGGACGAGACCGAGACCCGGACCGAGCAGAACGCAGACUCUCGUCACACAUGCAAAAUCUCCACAUUAACCCCCCACCGCUAGCAUCGCAAUCACGUCGUGCAGAUCCUCCUGUCGAAGUAUAUGCCGUGGGCAACGCAGGGGGGCAUCACAUGAACGAAUCGUACACGAUGCGCCCAGCAGCAAACGUAGCAGCACGCACCAUUCCCCGCUCCGCUGCUCCUCGAGCAUCGUUUUUCAGCCGUCGCGUCGAGCGACAGCCAGCACCGCCACCAACGACUCGUCCAUCCACUGCUACCGCAUCCGCAAUGGCUGGACUAUCCCGCGAUGGCUCUAAGCGCGGUCAAAACAGGGUUGGCACCUGGCUCAGUCACGUUUCCAUCGAUGACGAGGCUAUUCACACUGCGCCAGUUGGCGUGGAAGUCGACGACUGGAGAUGCGACGGUACCAUGAUUGGUAUUGACUAA